Molecule: messenger RNA, 1686 nt
Organism: Trypanosoma theileri
Lineage: Eukaryota; Euglenozoa; Kinetoplastea; Trypanosomatida; Trypanosomatidae
Product: Zn-finger protein
Exons: 1
Coding region: 1-1686 (561 amino acids)
Biological process (GO): regulation of transcription by RNA polymerase II
Cellular component (GO): nucleus
Molecular function (GO): sequence-specific DNA binding; DNA-binding transcription factor activity, RNA polymerase II-specific
Source: RefSeq, a predicted model, not a curated record
AUGCGGCGUCUUGUGUUGUUUUCCCUCCCGCCGCCCCGCCUGCGGUGGAUGCCGCGCCGCUGUUGCGCGUCUCUGCGGAUUCCGUCCGUGCAGUUCGCCGCGCCGCGCUCGCAGACGCACGAGGAUCUCGCCUACGCGCCGUGCCCGAUCUGCGGCCGCAUCACGCACAUGUGCGACAUGCUCACGCACCUCACCACCGCCCACCGCGAGCUGAGCCAAUCGCACUGCCGGAAGAUAUGCAGCGAGCGGCUCGCCCUCUACGAGAAAGUCAUCGGCGUGCCGCUGAAGAAGAUCGAACUCACCACCUCCGGCCGCCGCGUGCUGGACUUCCUCCCCACCGUUCUGCCCACCGGAUAUAUAUGCAACUGGUGUGAUCGCAGGAGCGAGGUGUACCCCACACGCGACAAGUUUCUCCGCCACGUUGCCGACGUGCAUGCAGAGAUCGACUUGGAGGACGUCGAGCAACACGUCCCGCUGCUGCCGCGCGGCCCGCAGGACGAAACAAACAACACGCGAGAUGAAAUGCGGCCCACGCGGCGCCUCGCAGGCGUGGAAGUCGUUGCAGAGAAGUGUCCGCUUCCAGUCGGCGCACCGCGGCAAGUAGGCAUCUCUGUGCCCCGCAACUUGGACAGACCAAUACCUCCACCACCGCCGCCGCGAUCAACAACAACCGUAUCAUCUAGCGUUACGAAUACUACUACUACUACUACUACUACUGCUACUAAUAUUAUUAAUAGUACUGUAUCGGCUACCGCAAUGAAAGAAUUGGUCUUUACAGACACAGAAUUUCCAUGCGAAUUGUGCGGCAAAACAUUCCAGAGUGAAUUAGACUUACUGCAGCAUUUGGAGACUCGUCACCCAGAUGGUACGGCUGUGGGUGCGGCGGAUGUAGACCAAGCGGCCAUUGCGGAUGUUGCACAAUUUUCAGCAAAAGAGGCAACAAAGGGUGCUGAUCAACGUAUACAUGUUAUUUGUGAUUUGUGUCCAUCUUCUUCAAAGGUGUAUACGAUACCGUCGGCACUCUUUUCACAUAUCCGCUUUAAACACCCUGCUGAGGAUGCGGCCUAUCACGUAGAUCGUCUUAUUCGAAUGCAGAAAGAAGCCCCAUCAUUUGUAUGUAAAGUGUGCAAGAAAGCCUUCGCCUCUGCCUCUGCUCUUGAUGGACACUUUAAGAGUAAACAUGCCGAUCAAGUAGAUACAACAACAGGACAAGGUCGUGUAUCUAUGAGUAAUUGUUGGUGGUGCCACGAUUGUGAAAAAGGCUUCUCAUCUCCUAAAGGUCUAUACGGACAUAUGUUGAGCAAACAUGGACUCUCCACACAGGCUCAUCCCUGUCCUGCGUGUAAGCGCGUCUUUGCGGAUGUCUACUCACUAGAAGAACACAUUACACAACAACACAAAACUAUUCAUUUGACAGAUGUUGGACUACAAACACACGCAAGGUGCGUUACAUGUGAUCGUUGUUUUCUUAGUCAUGAGGAUUUACAUCGACAUGCCGUAAAACACCACAAAAAAGAUCCACGUGCGCCUGUUCGCACGUUUGAUUCCUCACCCAAACAGAGUGUUGUAUCGAAGGAGGAGGCGAAACCAGUGGAGGCAACACCACAAGCACCACGUAAGGUACAAAGGCGCAAAAAAACAACAACAACAACAACAACAGAGGCUGCUACAGCUACUGCAGAUUGA